CUCCUAUAAGAAAUUAUUAGUAUUUGAAAACCACCCCGACACGGAAAUUGUACUUUAGAUGAAAACGCUUUACUAAAAGGGCUAAUAACUAUGCCGGAUGUAAAAGAAAUAUAUAACGAAAAUAAAGAAUGCAAAAUUAGAUGGGCUUAUCGAAAACAAUGAUGAGUGCGAAUUUUCGGGCAUAGCCGACCAUGAAUACUAUCGUUAUUAGUAUGCUGUUUUUAUUAAUCCUUUUUUGGUAUUCUCCCUUUUUAUUUUACCUAUAGUAAAAUACGAUUUAUAAUUUAUUCAAGUUAUCGUUCGUGUAAGCGAGAUUUUAUGUGAAUGUUGUCUGUGAUACUGUCUAUAGAAUAAACUCCUAACACUAAAUAAAAUCGGCCUCUUGGUUGCCUGGUACAGCAUAUAAUUGUGUACCUGUUGACCUCUACCUCCUCUACCUGUACGGCUGGUACGCCUUGUACGGGAAUCGGGAGCGGAACUUAAACACAGGAAUCAUGAAAUCCCGGGUGUGAACACUCAUUUUUACUUCGUCUUUGUUACACUUCUUUUUACACGGGAACGAAUUAACAAUUCGGUUUGCUGUGCUCGGAUUUCGCGGAUGUAUAUUAUUGACGUAACGCGUAACCGUAAUCCGAAGCAAACAUUAUUAAAAUAAUAAUCAAUCUUGGUAGCCACAGCGUUUGCCACACUGUAAGAGAAUGCGGGGUAAAGGCAAGAAGAAACAUAACGAGAAAAAUGGAAAACGAGGUAAAAAUGGAAAAAAUGGCAAAAACAAUAACGGUGAUAAAAGUAAAGGUGCAAAGAAAUCGAGGAAGGGUGGAGGGAGAGCGAAAUUCACCAUGGACAUCUUCAAUGAAGAAGUUAUGGAAAAUGCAUAUUACACUUGCCACAAUAUCAUGGACGUGUUGAAAUGUAGAGGAUUUCCUUGGCCAGGAGCUCAAAAGAAGAAAAAGAAGGGAAGAAAGUGAAUAGUAAUCAGAGUAAAACUAGA
Molecule: messenger RNA, 991 nt
Organism: Ceratina calcarata
Lineage: Eukaryota; Metazoa; Arthropoda; Insecta; Hymenoptera; Apidae
Product: small lysine-rich protein 1
Exons: 1
Coding region: 699-968 (89 amino acids)
Source: RefSeq, a predicted model, not a curated record